AUCAAACCUUAUAAAGUCUAGAUCGAAAAAUAAAUUCCUAAAUUAUUACACCCUAAACCAUUGUCUCCUCCGACUCUGCAAACGGUGGAGUUUCGCAACCCAAAACCCUAACGCCGCCCAAAACACCGUCGUUUCAACACGCAAAUGGAAGAAUCAACUUCCGAUAACAACGACCGUAAAAAAAUCCGCAACAUAUGCAUCUUGGCACAUGUCGACCACGGCAAGACAACGCUCGCGGACCAGCUUAUCGCGGCGGCGAGUGGCGGCAUGGUUCAUCCAAAGGUAGCCGGUAAAGUCCGUUUCAUGGAUUACCUCGAUGAAGAACAACGUCGAGCUAUAACAAUGAAGAGUUCUUCAAUUUCGCUUCACUACAAUCACCAUACUGUUAAUCUCAUAGAUUCCCCUGGUCAUAUCGAUUUCUGCGGAGAAGUUUCCACCGCCGCGCGUCUUUCUGAUGGUGCGCUUCUUCUUGUUGAUGCUGUUGAAGGUGUUCAUAUUCAAACUCAUGCUGUUCUUCGUCAAUGCUGGACUGAAAUGCUUGAACCGUGUCUUGUGUUGAAUAAGAUGGAUAGGUUGAUCACUGAAUUGAAUCUCACUCCUUUGGAAGCUUAUACACGUCUUUUGAGAAUUGUUCAUGAGGUUAAUGGGAUUUGGAGUGCUUAUAAUUCGGAGAAAUAUUUAUCUGAUGUGGAUGCUCUUCUUGCCGGUGGGACUGCUGCUGGAGGUGAAGUUAUGGAGGAUUAUGACGAUGUUGAAGACAAGUUUCAGCCUCAGAAAGGGAAUGUCGUGUUUGCUUGUGCUUUGGAUGGUUGGGGUUUUGGGAUUCAUGAAUUUGCUGAGAUUUAUGCUUCAAAGCUUGGUGGUAGUGCUAGUGUGGGUGCAUUGCUGAGGGCUUUGUGGGGUCCAUGGUAUUAUAAUCCGAAGACGAAGAUGAUUGUUGGAAAGAAAGGGAUUAGUGGUAGUAAGGCUAGGCCUAUGUUUGUUCAGUUUGUGUUGGAGCCUUUGUGGCAGGUUUAUCAAGGAGCACUUGGUGGGGGUAAAGGGAUGGUUGAGAAGGUUAUUAAGUCUUUUAAUUUGCAGAUUCAGGCGCGUGAGUUGCAGAAUAAGGAUUCUAAGGUUGUGCUUCAAGCUGUCAUGAGUCGUUGGCUUCCUCUUUCAGAUGCCAUUUUGUCUAUGGUAUUGAAGUGUCUUCCGGAUCCUGUGGAAGGGCAGAAGUCUCGGAUAUCACGGCUGAUUCCGGAGCGCAAGGUUGGUUCUGAGAAUGGGGUUGAUAGGAGGGUGGUGGAAGAGUCUGAGCUCGUGAGGAAGUCGGUGGUGGAGUGUGAUUGUAGGGAUGAGGCGCCUUGUGUUGCCUUUGUGGCAAAAAUGUUUGCUCUUCCUGUUAAAAUGCUUCCUCCUCUUCAACCGGGGGAGGGGAGUUUUGGCGAGGAAGGUGAGGGUGAAUUUGAUGAGUGUUUUUUGGCAUUUGCUAGAAUAUUUAGUGGUGUUUUGUCUGUUGGGCAGAGAGUUUUUGUGAUUUCGGCUUUGUAUGAUCCUUUGAAAGGGGAAUCAAUGCAAAAGCACAUUCAAGAGGCUGAAUUGAAAUCCAUGUAUCUGAUGAUGGGUCAAGGGUUGAAAGUAGUGAAAUCUGCAAAAGCAGGAGAUGUUGUUGCGAUCCGAGGACUUGGGCAGUAUAUUUUGAAAAGUGCUACACUUUCUUCUACUAGGAAUUGUUGGCCAUUUUCGAGUAUGGCGUUUCAAGUUGCCCCAAUUUUGAGGGUUGCUAUUGAGCCAUCUGACCCUGCAGAUAUGGGUGCACUGCUCAAAGGCUUGAGGCUUUUGAAUCGAGCGGAUCCGUUUGUUGAGGUUACGGUUUCUGCUAGAGGAGAACAUGUUCUUGCCGCAGCUGGUGAAGUUCAUCUCGAGAGAUGCAUAAAGGAUUUGAAGGAUAGGUUUGCAAAAGUAAGCUUGGAAGUCUCUCCACCCCUUGUAUCCUACAAAGAGACCAUUGAGGGAGAGGUAUCCAACAUGCUGCAAAAUUUGAAAGUUCUUAGCAAGAACUUAGAUUAUGUUGAGAAAACGACGCCCAAUGGAAGAUGCGUUGUACGCGUGCAGGUGAUGAAACUUCUACCUUCUCUCACAAAGGUGCUUGAUGAAAGCGCCAAUUUACUUGGAGAUAUCAUUGGAAUUAAGUCGGAGCAUACAGUUAAAAGUAUGGAAAUGCAGAGAACAAAUAUUCUCGAAAAGGAGAAUCCAGCUGAAGUGAUUAAAAAACGUAUAAUGGAUGCAAUUGAGAGUGACAUUUUGUGUAGGAUUGAGAAUGAUGAAGACCAUGCUGAGAAAUGUAGAUUGAAGUGGUUAAAGCUUUUGAGAAGGAUAUGGGCUCUUGGACCGAGUUACAUCGGCCCUAACGUUCUUUUCACUCCUGAUAUUAAAGCAGAAAGUACCGAUAGCUCUGUUCUAAUACGUGGUUCUUCUCAACUAUCUGAAAAGUUGGGUUUUGUUGCUGAUUCUGGUAACAGUAACUCGGUUUCGGAGGCAUCUUCAAAUGAGAGCCAAGUGUUGUAUAUGGAUGCCGAGCGUCUUGAGAGUAAUGUUAUAACCGGGUUCCAACUAGCAACUUCAGCUGGGCCUUUAUGCGAUGAACCUAUGUGGGGUUUGGCAUUUGUCAUCGAGGCACGUAUAUCUCCAUCUACAGGGCAUCAUGAUGAAUCCGAAACACACCAACAAUCCGAUCAGUAUGGCAUCUUUGCAGGGCAGGUUAUUGCAACCGUCAAAGAUGCUUGUAGGGAAGCUGUGCUAAAGAAUAAGCCAAGACUUGUGGAAGCAAUGUACUUUUGUGAGUUGAAUACCACUACUGAAUAUUUGGGUCCCAUGUAUGGUGUACUUUCCCGAAGACGGGCUCGAAUUUUGAAAGAAGAGAUGCAGGAAGGUUCCCCUUUAUUCACUGUGCAUGCAUAUGUUCCUGUUUCUGAGAGUUUUGGUUUUACUGAUGAGCUUAGAAGUCGGACUUCUGGUGCCGCAAGUGCACUUCUUGCCCUUAGCCAUUGGGAAGCACUACAUGAGGAUCCUUUCUUUGUACCUAAAACAGAAGAGGAAAUCGAAGAGUUUGGAGAUGGUUCCAGCGUUCUUCCAAAUACAGCAAGAAAAUUGAUUGACGCAGUCAGACGGCGGAAGGGCCUUCCUGUGGAGGAAAAGGUAGUACAACAUGGAACAAAGCAGAGGACACUCGCUCGUAAAGUUUGAUAUUUUUCAUUACUGAUAUGUCCUUUGCUGUGUAGCGAACAUGUAGUUGUUGAAUGUAACUUAUAUACCUCAUACACAGUAUCAUUAGGAACAAUUUUUUCAGUGAGUUUGUUUUUACAUAUUAUCAAUGAAAUUUUGACACAUACAAUCAAGUUUGUGAUGAUUA
Messenger RNA from Medicago truncatula (barrel medic), 3391 nucleotides. RefSeq names its product elongation factor-like GTPase 1. Gene Ontology annotation, biological process: cytosolic ribosome assembly. Lineage: Eukaryota; Viridiplantae; Streptophyta; Magnoliopsida; Fabales; Fabaceae. The record is from RefSeq and is a predicted model, not a curated record. The transcript has a single exon. The coding region runs from base 145 to 3225 and encodes 1026 amino acids. Gene Ontology annotation, molecular function: ribosome binding; GTPase activity; GTP binding. Gene Ontology annotation, cellular component: cytosol; ribonucleoprotein complex.